Messenger RNA from Microtus ochrogaster (prairie vole), 1053 nucleotides. Its product is annotated as glutathione S-transferase A2-like. Gene Ontology annotation, molecular function: glutathione transferase activity. Gene Ontology annotation, cellular component: cytosol; extracellular exosome. The record is from RefSeq and is a predicted model, not a curated record. NCBI's taxonomy places the organism in Eukaryota, Metazoa, Chordata, Mammalia, Rodentia, Cricetidae. Gene Ontology annotation, biological process: glutathione metabolic process; xenobiotic metabolic process.
CAAUUUCAUUCAAGCUCCCUCUCACUGACUUAUUCAGGCGGGGUUUCACCCGCAAGGUCCAAUAACCACACAGGUACAUGGCCAUUGAUUAAAUCACAGGAGGAAAAACAUCUGGGAUGAUUUCUUGAGUGUUUUCAUCAUAGCUACUGAUGAAUCACUAUCACCACACAAGAACAGGCUGGAGAACUCAUGGUGGCUCACUGCAUAAGAAAAUGUCACACAUCACCUUAACGUCAUGAAGAUGAUGAGAUUGUCAAGCAUACUAGUUCUGCUUUCAUGGUGGCCCUCUGCUGUCCCUCCUCCUCUUCCACAUGUAUCCAGGGACAUGAACUGACAUGAAAACAUGCACUAGAAAUAUAAUAUGUGUCUGGAUAGGAAAUAAAGAUGGAUGUGAGAAGCUCAAAAGUCAGAGGAAGAUGGGUGAGACAGAGAGGAAACAGAAACUAAAAAUGGGCGUUUGAUGUUUCAGCAAGUGCCCAUGGUGGAAAUUGAUGGGAUGAGGCUGGUACAGACCAGAGCCAUUCUCAACUACAUCGCCACCAAAUACAACCUCUAUGGGAAGGAUGCGAAGGAGAGAGCCCUGAUUGACAUGUAUACAGAGGGUAUUUUAGAUCUCACUGAGAUGAUGCUGCAAGUGGUCAUAAGUCUCCCAGACCAAAGAGAAGCCAAGAUCUCCUUGUUAAAAGAAAAGACCAAAAACCGGUAUUUGCCUGCCUAUGAAAAAGUCUUGAAGAGCCAUGGACAAGACUACCUUGUUGGCAACAGGCUGACCAGGGUGGACAUUCACCUGCUGGAAGUUCUCCUCUAUGUGGAAGAGCUUGACUCCAGCCUUCUGGCCCCUUUUCCCCUGCUGAAGGCCCUGAAGAGCAGAAUCAGCAGCCUGCCCAAUGUGAAGAAGUUCCUGCAGCCUGGCAGCCAGAGAAAGCCUCCGCCUGAUAUGAAAAAAAUUGAAGAGGCAAGGAAGCUUUUCAAGUUUUAAUAAAGCUGCAGUGACAGAGCCCACAGACACCAGUCACUGAUGUUAUUAAAUAAUAAAGAGCAAUUGUUCAUCUU